AUGGAUUUCAAGUUCGCACUACUCAUAACUGUCGUUUCAGCACCACUAUCUGUCUUCUUGUACAGACAGAUCCGUGCGUCGCUCGAGGACAUCCAACACACGCCAGAAGAACGUACCUUUACUCCUGCGAGAACUGGACCGGCGGUGCCAGGAGGACAAACAUUUCCUAAAGCAGUGUACCCCAUCGAUGCCUUCCCGGGAAGCAGACAGUUCAAGACUGUAUAUGGAACAAUCCAUGUGUUCGAAUGGGGCCCUGAGGAUGGGGAAAAGGUGUUGCUGUUGCACUGCCUGGGUACACCCUGUAUCGCAUUGGGUGAUAUGGCUAAAGAAUUGGUACGCAAAGGCUACAGGGUCAUGAUAUUUGAUCUGUUUGGGCGGGGCUACUCCGAUGCGCCGAAUGACCUCGUCUUUGAUGCAAGACUCUACACCACCCAAAUUUUGCUGGUACUCGCUUCCUCCCCGCUAUCCUGGACUGGCACUUCUGCCUUCCACAUCAUUGGCUUUUCCCUCGGUGGCUCGAUCGCCGUGGCUUUCGCCGCCUACCAUGCCACUAUGCUCCGCUCCGUAACUCUGGUUUGUCCUGGAGGCCUCAUCCGCACGUCGCACUUGAAGCCCUUAGACAAAAUUCUAUCGGCCAUACCAGCAGCAACCGUUGCGGCAGAGGUUCAGUCACUCGUAUGGAGUCGGGUUGGAGCAUUCGCUUCGUUGGGAGGUAUAGUACAGGGCAAAGGCAUGAUACCGAAGACGAGGUCCGGCAAGACAUUACGGCGUGUGCUUCGGGAGUUGGUGGAGAAUGGGGUCUACGGGGACUUGGAUCGGAGUGUUGAGGUCCCAAGCACAGUCGAGGAUCCGACAGCUGUACAAGUCGCGAGAGCCAAGGUUCGAGAGUACUUUAACAGGAACAAGGGUAAGCACAAGGCGAUUGAGGCAAGGGAGACGGCAUGA
Messenger RNA from Aspergillus viridinutans, 945 nucleotides. RefSeq lists its product as uncharacterized. The record is from RefSeq and is a predicted model, not a curated record. Gene Ontology annotation, cellular component: endoplasmic reticulum. NCBI's taxonomy places the organism in Eukaryota, Fungi, Ascomycota, Eurotiomycetes, Eurotiales, Aspergillaceae. Gene Ontology annotation, biological process: regulation of lipid storage. The coding region runs from base 1 to 945 and encodes 314 amino acids. The transcript is spliced from 2 exons.